CAGGGAAGGGCAGAGUUCGCCGUCACGUUUCCAGCGGAGGAUUCAGGGUGUGCGCUGGUGUCCUGCCACCAAAGGGCCUCUGGGACGGAGGGCAAGGGGAAAGGCCAGCGCUGGCCUCCUCUUGCCACCUCUUUGCUCCUGAUCGCCGCCCUGACCGGCUCCGAACCUGCCCGGGUUUGUGGGCGUGUGGCUGGAAUUGGGCGGACCGGGACGGGAUGGUGGCUGUGAGGAGGGCAGGACUCGGUCAGCCUCUGGAACAGCAGGGAGAUACAGCUCCCUAUGAACGUCGGAGAAAGUGAAACCAAACAGUGCCAGAGCUCCCGGGGAAAAGGAAAAUGGAAGAGAAUCCAAGCAUGGAUCUGCUUGGAGCUGGACCAGCCCAGGGUGAGGUGGGGAGCACAGCAGAGUGUCCUGUGCACCUAGAGGCCACCCAGGAAACACCUGGGCACCAAGUGACAGGCAGGUGGCCUGAGACAUCCUGCAAAGCAGAGGAAGGCUCUUCAGUGUGUGAAUCAGCUGCUGAUGGGGGAGAGACAACACUCCUGGGUUCAGCUGGUCCCACACUAGAAGAGAAAUCUGCCCAGGAAAUUGAAGUAUUGCCAGAAGAAUCUGACAAGACAAGAGAAGGUGUCCCAGAAAGACCCCUGGAAGAACAGGACUUGGAUGAAGCUGGGCUGGGCCAUGAGAAUGUGGAAAGCAAAGGAGACAGCCCUGUCCACCAGGAAACACGGGAGCACCAGGAGACAACUGGGCAGUGUGAAAAUCUCUGCAAAGCAGAGGAAGAUGCCUCACCAACAAGCAAGGCACGGAGCUCUGACAGUGAAAUGACCCAUUUGGAUGUGACUGGUGUGGAAGAUGUCCCUAGAGGCAGCUUGGCAGAGAGGAGCAGUGCCACUCUUCCAGACUGGAAGCCAGAGGCACCCAGAGAGCAAGAAACACAGGAGAGCAAGUCCCAAGGCACAUUAAGGAAAAGACCAAAAGGGGACACAGCCCCAAGCCCAGAGACUCUGUCUUCCCUGCAGAACAUCACCACCCAAAACACAGAGCAGGAGAAGGCCAAAAAGUCCCUCCUGUGGAAAGGGCUUUUCAUCGUGGGCCUCACAGUGCUGUGCUUGUGCAUAUUCUGCUUCGGCAGCCCGACCUCCAGCUCCCAGCAGCCCCGCAAGAACCCCGCUGUGGAGGCGUUCCUGUCCCAGUUCGACCAGCUGCAGCACAGCUUCCCGGGCCAGAGCCCCGACCUGUGGCUUCGCGGGCGCAAGUUCCUGCGGAAGCACCUGAACGCGUCCCAGCCCACGCAGCCGGCCAUCGUCAUCCUCACGGCCGCCCGCCGCGGCGAGCGGACCCUGCGCUGCCUCAGCGCCCGCCUGGCCGACUGCUACUCGGCCGCCCUGCACGGCAGCACGGUGCAGAUCGAGGGCAGGGACAAAGCCAGGCUCCACAGCGACCGCGCCAAGCUGGAGGUGGACUCGGAGCUGAGCGCGGCGUUCCAGGCCGGGGGCCGGGCCGCGGUGGUUCACCGCUUCGAGCUGCUGCCCGCGGGGGCCACCCUCAUCUUCUACAAGUACUGCGACCACGAGAGCGCCGCCUUCAAGGACGUGGCCCUGCUGCUGACGGUGCUGCUGGAAGAGGAUGUGCUGGAAAGCCACAUCAGCCUCCAGCAGGUGGAGGAGAGGGUCCGUGACUUCCUCUGGGCCAAGUUCACCAGCACCAGGAGCCCCAGCUCCUACGACCACAUGGACUCCGACAAGCUGAGCGGGCUGUGGAGCCGCAUCUCCCACCUGGUCCUACCCAUACACCCGGUACAGACCAUCGAGGACGGGGGCUGCUAUGCCAAAGCCUAGGGACACAAGUGGCCAGAGCCCCGAGGAGGGUUGGAAAGAUGGUCCUGGCUGGCUCUGGUACAGGCAGAGGCACAACUGGUGUUACUUCUCUUCAAUUUGUUUCUUGUAGGUUCCUGGGAAGAGUUUGACAGGUAGAAGUUGAUCCAGGACAUUUGGGCAGCUGAGUCCUGGAGGUGAUACACACACUUCCUUCUGGCAGAUGGGAACAAGGGGUACUUUAGAGUUCCACAGGAGAACAUCAGCGUGUGGGGAGGCAGGAGGGAAAACAGGACCUGGCAGGUAGCCUUUCUAUCAAGAACUAGAUAGUGUUCACAACUAGUACAGCAGAAAGAUGCUGUGAUUCAGCAGCUCUUUCAUCUCUCCCUGCCCCUCAGCUUGCUACAGUUGUGUACAUCAGUCUCACAAUAUAUUUUAUCCAGGGAGCUGCUGGAACACAGAACGAUCAAAUUCCUCAAGGCCCAAAAUUUUGAAGGCAUGCUUCAAAAAGAAAAGCAGUUUGCCAGUUAAGGAUGUGACCAGUCAGCCCCAGUAGUGUCCCACCUGCACAGCCCGAUUGACACCAGGCAAAGCCCAGAUCCUCAGACAAACCUGCAAUUCAGAGAUCCCCUAAACAUCAAUUACCAGAAAAUCCUGGUUGUCAGCACUUGAACACUACCCUAAUGGCAGGGAUCCCACGAGGGGACCCCAAGUGCCAGAGAACAAGCUCCAGAACCAGAGAGCAAUGAAACAGUUGCUGCCACUGUGAUAGUGUGAAGCCUCAAGGGAUUACACAGGUGAAAAAAUGAAUAAUACAAUGUAAUUUAAUGCUUCCUCUCUCUGAAACAAGUCCACUCUAUCCCUUUGCCACAGAAAGGCUGUGACAAUCUCCUCGGGCUGAUGCUUUGGUCCCACACAACAGAUUGUUCUUCACCUGGAUCUCUGGUCUGUGUGCAGGGCUGGCAGCCUGUGCCAGCCUCUCCCCAGGUGACUUCUAUUGAGGAAUGUAGAUGUUAACAUUGGGAUUUCAAACCAUGUAGGGUAGCACACCAGGUCCUUGCCCCUCCAAGGGUACAUUUGCCUCCCUGCCAGGCAGAUGGAGCUCUGGCAUCUGCCAAAGCAAGUAGGAGCAGAGCUGGGUUAGCUGGUAAAGACCAAAUCUCUGCCAUUAACACUAAAAUUCCUUGACAAAGCAGGUUAGCUUCUUUCUGUGCCUUCUCUUCUGCAUCCUAGGAAGAGAACUCCAAGUCCUGGAAACACUGUGGUUUCCCUGCACACUGUGUUUUUGCAGGUGCUGUGGGGCAGAGCAGCCAACUCAGGAGCACCUGGAGGGGCAGGUGCAGGUUACAGCAUUUGUUAUAACCCAAGGGCAGCCCCAGGGACCAGCCCCAUGUGCCUGUGCAGGAGCAGCUGUAGCAGAUCAUGGCCUUGCAGAGCCAGGCUCUGUGACCAAACAAGAACAAGUCCACAGCCCCAUGGUGGUUUUUAGCAGAUGCACAUCAGGGUGCUCCUUACAGCAGCUGGACCCUGGUGUUGGAUGGGUCUCCUGCCAACAGUGCCUUGCUGAUCUGCCCCACCAAGGGCUUGAGGAGGUGCAGCCCUGCACCCUAAAAACCACAGCCCUGUCUCUUCUUUCCCCCUGUCGUGUGCCUUGACCUAUCCCAGAGAUUAGUGGCCCUUAACUUGGAGGAGGGGACAAAAUGAAGGAAGAGGAAGGGUUAUUUUUUCAUGUUCUGGCCAAAGAACAGACUUUUUGGUUGGCUGGGGACAUGAAGACAAGACCACAGGGGUUUUAACCGUGAUAAACACUGGGCUAAAUGUGAGAACUGCCCGCUGGAGCCCAGGGCAGGGUUUGAUAGAAGACACAGAUUGCUUCCUCCUCUCCCUCUUUUCUAUUGCUGUACACUACUUUGGUGAGAGAAAACACUGUAUCCUGCUCUGCAGGGUGUUGAUGUAAGAACCAGCAGAGCAUUAAUCAUGCUAUGCCAGUGUUUGUUGGAAAUGUGUAUUUUAAUAUUCUCUCUCUCCAUUUUGCAUACUGUGUUUGCAAUGCAUAGCCCAGGUAUGCAAAGGCAACUCCCUGUUGCUGAAAGUGUCACCCACCUGAGUUCUUCCAAUACUGAGAUAUUUUUAUGGCCUUCUAAAGGCAAAUAUCUGCUUGCUUCUGGAACAGGAUUUCUAUUUAAAAAUAAAUGGUGAGAUUAUGAAAGAAGCCA
This is a messenger RNA of Pyrgilauda ruficollis (rufous-necked snowfinch), 4033 nucleotides long. RefSeq names its product torsin-1A-interacting protein 2-like. Gene Ontology annotation, molecular function: ATPase activator activity. The record is from RefSeq and is a predicted model, not a curated record. Lineage: Eukaryota; Metazoa; Chordata; Aves; Passeriformes; Passeridae. Gene Ontology annotation, cellular component: membrane. Gene Ontology annotation, biological process: membrane organization. The coding region runs from base 336 to 1841 and encodes 501 amino acids. The transcript is spliced from 6 exons.